Phyllostomus hastatus (greater spear-nosed bat) is the source of this 1691-nucleotide messenger RNA. RefSeq names its product cellular communication network factor 4 (gene CCN4). The record is from RefSeq and is a predicted model, not a curated record. The transcript has 5 exons. Gene Ontology annotation, biological process: cell adhesion; signal transduction. Lineage: Eukaryota; Metazoa; Chordata; Mammalia; Chiroptera; Phyllostomidae. The coding region runs from base 301 to 1407 and encodes 368 amino acids. Gene Ontology annotation, molecular function: heparin binding; integrin binding. Gene Ontology annotation, cellular component: extracellular region; extracellular matrix.
AACUUUCCCUUUAAGACUGUCAGAGCCGGGGAGGCCGGCCAAGCCUGGGCUGGAGGUGGGGACAGAGGGAAGAAAGGGAAAAAAGAGAGAGAGAGAGGCAGGAAAAGUUUUUUUCAGAGGAAAAUGCAGGGUUUGUCCCUACCCCUGACGUCAGAUCUUGCUUUCAUAAAACCCCCCGAGGGCUGCGGGAAGAGCCGUAGCUGGUGCUCCUGAUGGGCUGGCCAGUCUCAGCCCAGCCGGCCCGAGAGGUGGCGGGUCUUCUGGGCUCUCGGUCGAUGCCGUUGCCACUGACUUCCAGGCAUGAGGUGGUUCCUGCCCUGGACGCUGGCAGUAGUGACCGCAGCAGCCGCCGCGGGCAGCGCCCUGGCCACGGCCCCGUCUCCAGCCCCCACGGCCAUGGCCUUCACCCCGGCGCCCCCGGAGGACACGUCGUCACGCCCCCAAUUCUGCAAGUGGCCGUGCGAGUGCCCGCCGUCCCCACCCCGCUGCCCGCUGGGGGUCAGCCUCAUCACCGAUGGCUGCGAGUGCUGUAAGGUGUGCGCCCAGCAGCUGGGGGACAACUGCACCGAGGCCGCCACCUGCGACCCCCACCGGGGCCUCUACUGCGACUACAGCGGGGACCGCCCGAGGUACGCAAUAGGAGUGUGUGCACAGCUGGUCGGCGUGGGCUGCGUCCUGGACGGGGUGCGCUACAACAACGGCCAGUCCUUCCAGCCCAGCUGCAAGUUCAACUGCACGUGUGUGGACGGCGCGGUGGGCUGCACGCCGCUGUGCCUCCGAGUGCGCCCCCCGCGCCUCUGGUGCCACCACCCGCGGCGGGUCAGCCUGCCCGGCCGCUGCUGUGAGCAGUGGGUGUGCGACGACGAGGCCAGGAGGCUGCGCAAGACAGCGCCACGCCACACGGGAGCCCUAGUGGCCGAGGGUGAGCUGGAGCCCUGGCACAGGAACUGCGUGGCCCACGUGAGCCCCUGGAGCCCCUGCUCCACCAGCUGCGGCCUGGGCAUCUCCACGCGGGUCUCCAACGCCAACGCCCACUGCCGGCCCGCGCAGGAGAGCCGCCUCUGCAACCUGCGGCCCUGUGACGCGGACAUCCGUCCCCUCAUCAAGGAAGGGAAGAAGUGUCUGGCCGUAUACCAGCCAGAGGCGCCCGUGAACUUCACCCUCGCCGGCUGCGUCAGCACACGCGUCUACCGGCCCAAGUACUGCGGGGUCUGCACGGACAACAGGUGCUGCAUCCCCUACAAGUCCAAGACCAUCAGCGUCUCCUUCCAGUGCCCCGACGGGCCUGGCUUCUCCCGCCAGGUGCUCUGGAUUAAUGCCUGCUUCUGCAACCUGACCUGUCGGAACCCCAACGACAUCUUUGCUGAUUUGGACUUCUACCCCGACUUCUCAGAAAUCGCCAACUAGGCAGGCACCCAGCACAGCCCUCGGGUCCUGCCCAGUGCUGGCAAAGCAGCCAGCCCCUGGGGUCCCCCCAUUGAGCCUGCUCUCGUCCACUUCCCAUUUGUUUCUAAUGACCCUGACCCAGACCUGUGGCCCCUUUCCUGCCUCCGACCACCCGGAUGAUGCGCCGUGCUGCCGCUCAGGCCCAGACUGCGCGCCCCAUCCUUGCCCGAGUUCUGAACGUGCUCCGGAGGAAGUGCCUGUCUCCGCCUGUCGUGGACAACGCCGUGGAGGCCUGAUCCGGCUUG